Exophiala bonariae is the source of this 1203-nucleotide messenger RNA. RefSeq lists its product as uncharacterized. Bases 1 to 1203 code for a protein of 400 amino acids. Lineage: Eukaryota; Fungi; Ascomycota; Eurotiomycetes; Chaetothyriales; Herpotrichiellaceae. The record is from RefSeq and is a predicted model, not a curated record. The transcript has 2 exons.
AUGGCACCUCGGAAGGGAAAGGACCACUGUACCAAGGAUCGAUCUCUAUCAGUCCAGCGGGUUUCACUGCCAGCAGUUCUGAGACCUUUUCAAGCAGGCAUUGUUAAGUCUCGAACACCAGUGACAGCACGGAAUACACCGGUAGCAGGACAUGCCAUACCACCCACUACACAAGACUCUCCACAAGGAGGAUCAUUACCAAAUGUUUCUGAUACGUCUCAAACCCCAUCCACCAUGCGAAACACGUCUCGAAUUCCAGCAACAGCACAGAAUGCCACAGUUCUCCAGGAGGCUAUGAUUACCGUCCCAACGAUCCAAACUCCAUCCAGAGCACAAUACGGACGGGACAUUAUUGAAAGAGUUGCGAACCACAGUCGGUUGGGUGGUUCUCAGGCCCGAAGUCUUCGAGUGCCACGAGUUUCAGCUGCAGCAACAUUCGCGAAGGAAGCCCAGCAAGAACAUCUUCAUGAGUACAUCUUGAAAAAUGAGGCAGAAAUCAACCCAACGACAUCAACCUCGAGAAUGCAUGGUGGAGUUCGUUUGCUCAGCGGAAUGAGUCGCCAACGUAAGCCACAUCGAUAUGGUUAUGCCUAUUCUCGUCCACAUGGAGUGACCGCAAGUGAUGAAGAUGACCGCCUUGCUAUCGCCGAACUUCUGGAGACAGAGGCGUGGCUUGCUUCCAAUACCGCAGCUGCAAUCCACACGGUGAUUCAUCUCGACAUUCAACUCUUGGACUUCGUCACACGUCGUGCGAUCCAAAGCAGGUUUUCCUUGAAGGUGGAUAAUAAUCUGACCAAUGCACAAUUCUGGACCGCUCUCAAAGUGGCCUUCACCAAACAAUUCCCACGCUCGACCCUUCGUCCAACGCCGGAAACGUUCAUCUACGAAUACGUUCCAAAGUUGAAGUCCGCAGAUGACCCUCCCAAGCCAGGUUUCCACGCCAAUUGUCUAGUAUCCGACACCAGUAGCUCGAACCGUACCUUCCAGGAGUUUAUCGGAUUCUAUAUGCGAGAGGCUAGAGAACGAGCCGUGCACAUCUAUGCUGCCACCAAGGAUCAGGCUAAACAGACCAGAAUCGGACAUUUCAAAACAUCCCGCUACGAUGCUGGUGGGCGCGUAAGAGCAGUUACACAUGCCAGUAUCCCGCGCGAAGCGGCUGUCUUUGCGAGGGUGUCGCUUGUUUUCAACCAAACCUUGAUCUGA